Messenger RNA from Dentiscutata heterogama, 360 nucleotides. NCBI's taxonomy places the organism in Eukaryota, Fungi, Glomeromycota, Glomeromycetes, Diversisporales, Gigasporaceae. The record is from the annotation of a GenBank genome assembly.
AUGGGUCUACCUUGGUACACACUAGUACUACAAAUUGAAGGUAUAUUUUAUGGUGAGAACUUACUACAGCCUCUCUUACAGAAUCUAGAACAAAAAUACCAGGAAUGGCCUGAACAUCAACAAACAGAAGCCAGAAAAGCAUUAAAUAAUAUAAUAGAUAGCCCACUUAUAACUUUGCAGAACCCCCAAGUAGUUCGUACUAAAGGACGUCCUUUUGGUGCUCAAAAUUGGCAACCAACUAGCUCAACAACAAGAGACUUCUCUGGUUUUGAGUUGGUUGAUAAUAAAGUGAGGCAAUAUAGUAUUUGCAAACAGUCUGGUCACAAUGCUCAUACUUGUUUAAAUAGAAGUACAGAAUAA